AUGACUUCUUUUUUAGGCCAACUUUCCCAAAAAAAUAAAGUUCUGGAUACUAAAAGUUUAAAUGAUACUCAGUCAAAUGGCUUAAAUGGUGAUAUUGUUAAUGAUGAAAGUAAUGGAAGCAAUGAUGCUUCUGAUGGUUGGAGGAAUCGGAUCAAAGAAAAUAACUUUCAAAAUAUUCUAGCAAUUCUUUUAAAUUAUAGUAAAGUGAUUCUAAACAAGAGAAUUCUUAUAAGAACAUUUGCAUUCUAUUUAAACAAUUCCAAAUGGUGGAUAUUCCCAGCAUUUAUAUUGUUUUUAAGUUAUUGCUAUAUUUGUCAAUUUUCAUUCUCAAAUAAUCAAUGUGCAUUUUGGAUAAUCAAAACCACUGAUCUUGAUUCACAGUAUAGAAAUUUCAUUGUCAUUAAUGAUGAUGGUCAUCACCAUCAUAACCAUGAAGUUGGUUUCGAGUAUAGUGAUUCAUUGGUUAGAGCUGCAGUUGAAGAACAAGUGAAAAAUAUAUGUGCUGCUGAAGUGGAAAAACGAAUUAAACCAUCACUGCCACAACAAGCCAAUCAUGAGGUUACAACUUAUCAAAGAUAUAUUGUUAAUGAUGUGAUUGCUAAUCUAAUUAGGAAUGAAAUUCAUAAAACAGUAGAAGAGAAAUUGCAUGACUAUUCACAGGAUAAAUUGAAUAGAGCUGAUUAUGCUCUUUUAUCAGGUGGUGCCAAGAUCAUAAGUGUGUUGACAUCUCCAACAUAUGAAACUUGGCCUACAAAGUGGUCUCAACAAAUUAUUGCAUCAGUAACUGGUCAUGGAAUCACACGAGGUAGACCACCAACAACAGCUAUUCAACCUGAAAUGCAUGUUGGUCAGUGUUGGCCUUUUUCUGGAGAAAAAGGUCAAUUAGCUAUAUUAUUGAGUAGAAAAAUAUUUGUUACAGCAGUAACAUAUGAACAUGUGACUAAAAAGUUAGCUAUGGAUGUUACCAGUGCGCCAAAAGAAUUUGAGGUUUGGGGUUUUGUUUAUGAUAUUGAUGAUAAUAAUAAUAAUCAACAGGGAAAAGUUGGCAAUGAACAAGGCGAUGAUGAUUAUGGAAAGGAAAAGGAAAAGCAGGAACAAGGGCAAAAUGAUGAUAAUCGGGACCUCAAAUUUGGAACUAGAAGCUAA
Messenger RNA from Entrophospora sp. SA101, 1146 nucleotides. NCBI's taxonomy places the organism in Eukaryota, Fungi, Glomeromycota, Glomeromycetes, Entrophosporales, Entrophosporaceae. The record is from the annotation of a GenBank genome assembly.